This is a messenger RNA of Ananas comosus (pineapple), 1378 nucleotides long. Its product is annotated as deacetoxyvindoline 4-hydroxylase-like. The record is from RefSeq and is a predicted model, not a curated record. Lineage: Eukaryota; Viridiplantae; Streptophyta; Magnoliopsida; Poales; Bromeliaceae. The transcript is spliced from 4 exons. Bases 64 to 1137 code for a protein of 357 amino acids.
CGGAUAUACAAGCGUACUGAUAAUAUAUAGAUCUCGUUCCACGAGUCCGCAUAAACAUAAAGCAUGGCCGCAUACUCCGAGUCCGAGCGCCUCGCCGAGCUCCGCGCCUUCGACGCGACCAAAGCCGGCGUCAAGGGGCUUGUCGACGCCGGGUUCACGACCAUCCCCCGCUUCUUCGUCCACCCGGAAGUCGAGCCAACCUCCGGCUCGAAUCUCCAAGUCCCCGUCGUCGACCUCGGCGGCGUCGCCUCCGGGGACCCCGCGCGGCGCGCGGCGGCGGCGGCGGCGGCGGGGCGCGCGGCGGAGGGGCUGGGGCUGUUCCACGUGGUGAACCACGGGGUGCCCCAGCAGGUUCUCGACGAAAUGCUCGAGAGAGUGAGGGGGUUCCACGAGGAGGGGGUGGACGCGAAGGGGGAGUACUACACCCGGGACCUGAGCAGGAAGGUGGUGUACAAUUGCAACUUCGACUUGUUCCGGACGCAGGCGGCGAAUUGGCGGGACACGCUCUCCUUCUCGAUGGCGCCGGAUCCGCCGCGGCCCGAGGAGUUGCCGCUCGCCUGCAGGGACAUAGCCUUCAAAUACGCAAGCUACGUGCAGAAGCUGGGAACCGUCCUCUUAGAGCUGCUCUCUGAGUCACUUGGACUGAACCCUGAUCACCUCAUAAAAAUGGAGUGUGCUGAUGGACUCCGUUUUUUCAUGCACUAUUACCCUGCCUGUCCUGAACCUCACCUCACACUCGGCACGAGUAAACAUUCCGAUUCCGGUUUCAUUACCAUUCUUCUGCAAGAUAGUCUCGGCGGUUUACAAGUCCUCCGUCAGAAUCAGUGGCUCGAUGUCCCUCCGGUGCCAGGAUCGUUCAUCGUUAACAUGGGCGACCUUUUACAGUUGGUCUCCAAUGACAAGCUCAAGAGUGUUGAGCACAGGGUGGUUGCAAAGAGCUCUGGCCCCAGAAUUUCUGUGGCAGGCUCCUUCAGCACAAGUCACGCUACAUCCUCAAGGCUUUAUGGCCCUAUCAAGGAGUUAACUUCGCAUAAUAAUCCUCCGCGUUAUAAGGAAGUAACUUUGAAGGACUUCAUCGCGCACUACAAUCACAAAGGCCUGAAUGGGAAGCCGGCGUUAGACCACUUCAAAUUGUGAUUCGGAGUCGAAAGUCCAGUUACAAGUGGAAAAGAGUGCUGAGCACAAGGUCUUAUUGGAGAUUAUUACAAUUAAAGGGAUUAUUAUAUGCAUACUGUAAUAAAAUUGGCAUCUAUGUUACACAUUGUUUACUGUAAUAAAGGGAUUAUAUACUUGUUGUACACAAGUAUAUGCGACUAAUUGUUAUGUAAUAAUUUGUUGGACCAUAUCAAUAUCUAUAUAUAUACUUAUACAUUAUUUC